Copidosoma floridanum is the source of this 819-nucleotide messenger RNA. Its product is annotated as ATP-dependent DNA helicase pif1-like. The record is from RefSeq and is a predicted model, not a curated record. NCBI's taxonomy places the organism in Eukaryota, Metazoa, Arthropoda, Insecta, Hymenoptera, Encyrtidae.
AUGAGAGUAUUACCACAAGAAUUGGAAUUUGCUAAGUUUUUAUUGGAUGUCGGCAAUGGUAUUUUAAAUAAUCACAAUGAUAACACAAUACUACCAUGUACCAGUAUACUGGCAAUAAAUGAAUGCAUCGUUGAUCACGUUCUUGGAAAACUCAUAAGAGAAAAUAAAUUUGAAGAAAUGAGUAAUUGUGCCAUAUUGUCAGCUAGAAAUGUUGAUUUUAAUGACAUUAACGAACAAGUCACUGAUUUGCUGGAAAAAACUUAUGAGCGUAUUUAUACUGGAAUUGAUAGUACAGAAAACUGUGACAAUGGUAAAUUGGAUUCAGGCUCACUUUUACCAGAAUAUCUCAAUUCUCUUAAUCCUUCGAGCUUGCCACCUUAUAAAUUACGUCUGAGAAAAAAUUGUAUCGUUAUGUUGAUAAGAAAUAUUAGUGUCAAUGAAGGUUUAUGCAAUGGAACGAGAUUGCAAAUAAUUGACUUUUCUAACCACUUGCUGAAAUGUAAAGUAUUAACAGGAGACAAGUUAAAUAAUGUCGUUUUUUUAAACCAUAUUAUUCUAUAUUGUGAAAAUGAAUAUCCAUUUACCAUUAAAAGACGACAAUUUCCUGUUAUGCUAGCUUCCGCAAUGACUAUUAAUAAAUCUCAAGGACAAACAUUUAACAAAAUAGGCAUAGAUCUUAGAAUAGAUGUUUUUAAUCAUGGUCAACUUUACGUAUCUAUGUCAAGAGUUCGAUCAUGGUAUUCAUUGAAAAUUUUCUUAGGUCAUGAAAAAGAUAGAACUACGGUAAAAAAUUUCGUUUUUAAGGAAUUAUUGAGGUGA